UUUUAGAAAAUGAAAAUUGAUACUUUACUCACCAGAACAUUUGAGAUUCUGUUGGCAUUUAUUGCAUUUUUAGGAAUAUAGGUCAUCUCAAUGUAUGCUUUCUGCCCCCCGCCCCCUUUCUCUUUGUCCAGGAAAGCCAAUAUUUUCAGUUGAUAUUCACCCAGAUGGGACCAAGUUUGCGACUGGAGGACAAGGACAGGAUUCUGGGAAGGUGGUGAUCUGGAAUAUGGAUCCUGUCCUCAAAGAGGAAGAUGAAAAGAAUGAAAAUAUUUCCAAAAUGCUUUGUCAGAUGGACAAUCACUUAGCCUGUGUGAACUGUGUGCGGUGGUCAAAUAAUGGGGUUUAUUUGGCAUCAGGGGGUGAUGACAAACUGAUCAUGGUGUGGAAACGAGCGGCGUACAUUGGACCUAGUACUGUGUUUGGUUCGAGUAGUAAACUUGCUAAUGUAGAACAGUGGAGAUGUGUUUCAAUUCUGAGAAGCCAUUCAGGGGAUGUCAUGGAUGUUGCAUGGUCUCCUCAUGAUGCCUGGUUGGCCUCCUGCAGUGUGGAUAAUACCGUUGUCAUUUGGAAUGCUGUCAAAUUUCCAGAAAUUCUUGCUACUCUGAAGGGACACGCUGGUCUGGUGAAGGGAUUGACCUGGGAUCCUGUUGGGAAAUAUAUAGCCUCUCAGGCUGAUGACCGAAGCUUGAAGGUGUGGCGGACCAUGGACUGGCAGUUAGAAACCAGCAUCACAAAACCAUUUGAUGAGUGUGGAGGCACAACACAUGUUUUGCGUCUGAGCUGGUCACCUGAUGGACACUAUCUGGUUUCUGCUCAUGCCAUGAAUAAUUCUGGACCUACUGCUCAGAUCAUUGAACGUGAUGGAUGGAAAACCAACAUGGAUUUUGUAGGGCACCGCAAGGCAGUGACAGUGGUGAAAUUUAAUCCAAAAAUCUUCAAAAAGAAACAAAAGAAUGGGAGCUCCACCAAGUCAAGCUGUCCCUACUGCUGCUGUGCUGUUGGCAGUAAGGAUCGAUCUCUGUCUGUCUGGCUCACAUGUCUGAAGAGACCUUUAGUUGUCAUCCAUGAACUGUUUGACAAGUCCAUCAUGGACAUCUCAUGGACCUUAAACGGACUUGGGAUCUUGGUGUGUUCCAUGGACGGAUCAGUGGCUUUUUUGGAUUUUUCCCAGGAUGAACUUGGAGAUCCACUUAGUGAGGAGGAGAAGAGCAACAUUCACCAGUCCACUUAUGGUAAAAGCUUAGCAAUAAUGAGUGAGGCUCAGUUGUCCACUACCAUUAUUGAGAAUCCAGAGAUGCUGAAGUAUCAACAGAGACAGCAACAGCAGCAGAUGGAGCAGAAGAAUGCAGCAAUACAGGAUGCAGCAGGGACUAUAACAACAGCUCCCAAAGUGGCAAGCAUGGUUAAUGGUGAGAGUUUGGAGGACAUUAGAAAGAAUCUUUUAAAGAAACAAGUUGAAACACGAACUGCAGAUGGCCGAAGGCGGAUCACACCUCUCUGUAUAGCUCAGCUGGACACUGGGGAUUUUUCAACAGCAUUCUUCAAUAGUAUUCCGAUAUCUGGGUCUCUGGCUGGCUCAAUGAUGUCUUCUCAAAGUAAUCAGCAACUGAUGUCAUUUGAUUCCAAUGCAACUAAUUCCCUCAGCACUUCAAAGCCUUCUCUAGAACCACUCGCAGCCAGUGUGAAACCUAUAGAUGACACAACCAAUAAAGAUGGUGUAAAUGCUACCUCUGCUUCAACUGCUCCCCCUGUAUCAUCUUCCUCUGUGCUAACAACUCCAUCUAAGAUCGAACCAAUGAAAGCAUUUGAUUCCAGAUUCACAGAACGAUCCAAAGCCACCUCAGGGACUUCUGCUGUAAUAAAUACAAAUCAGAUUGUCAUAGACAGAUUAAAAGAUCAGAAUUUAAUUAAAGAGAAUAAGCCCAAGGAUAUUCUGGAGAGCAGCAGUGAUAGUGAAGAGAAGAUUCCAGCUACUAAACCACUGACACUGCCUAAGCGUAAACUAGAAGUUGAGGGAGAAACAGUAGAAAAGAAAAAGAAAGGCAGGCCUCGAAAGGACUCCAGACUAGUGCCUGUGACUUUAACUGUUCAGUCGCCAGCUGCCCUGGCCUCUGAGAAGGAUGCCACUUGCAUAUCUGCACCAGCAUUAGCACUUAAACUGCCAACCCCAAUCCCACAGAAAUCGUUUACAUUGCAAAUAAGCUCAGAUCCCUCCAUGUACAUUGAGGUGGAGAAUGAGAUGACCACUGUGGGAGGUUCCAAGCUGAGCAGGUUGAAGUGUAAUCGGGAAGGCAAAGAAUGGGAGACUGUCCUCACCAGUCGAAUUCUUACUGCAGCAGGAAGCUGUGAUGUGGUGAGUGUAGCCUGUGAGAAGAGGACCUUAUCUGUAUUUUCAGCUUGUGGUCGUCGCCUUCUCCCACCCAUUAUAUUGCAUUCGCCUGUCUCUGCUUUACAUUGCACAGGUUCCUAUGUCAUGGCUCUCACCACAAUUGCUACACUGUCUGUUUGGGAUGUUCAUAAACAGUCAGCAGUUGUCAAAGAUGAGUCUCUACAAACAAUAUUAGCAGGAAGUGAUACAUCUGUCUCUCAAAUUUUGUUGACUCAACAUGGUAUACCAGUAAUGAGCCUGUCUGAUGGAAAGGCAUAUUGUUUUAAUCCUUCUCUUUCUGCAUGGAAUCUUGUCUCUGAUAAACAGGACUCCUUAGCACAAUGUGCAGACUACAGGAAUAGUUUACCAUCACAAGAAGCCAUGCUGUGUUCAGGACCUUUAGCCAUAAUACAGGGACGGACAUCAAAUUCAGGAAGGCAAGCUGCAAGACUAUUUUCCAUGCCUCAUUUAGUACAACAGGAAGCAACACUGGCUUACCUGGAGAAUCAGAUAGCAGCAGCACUUACGUUACAGUCCAGUUACGAAUACCACCAUUGGCUCCUUAUCUAUGCACGGUACCUAGUUAAUGAAGGGUUUGAAUAUCGCCUGCGAGAAUUAUGCAAGGAUUUACUGGGUCCAGUCCAUUACUCAACUGGAAGUCAAUGGGAAUCAACAGUAGUGGGUUUACGGAAGAGAGAGCUACUGAAAGAACUGCUUCCUGUCAUUGGACAGAACCUCCGUUUCCAGAGACUUUUCACAGAAUAUCAAGAGCAGCUAGACAUCUUAAGAGACAAAUAGUAUUUCCCCAGAUUUUCCCUGAAGGGCCUGGUCUAAGGAAAA
Molecule: messenger RNA, 3208 nt
Organism: Pelodiscus sinensis (Chinese soft-shelled turtle)
Lineage: Eukaryota; Metazoa; Chordata; Testudines; Trionychidae
Source: RefSeq, a predicted model, not a curated record